GGUUGAGAUUUGUUAUGUCCUCCCCUAUCUUUGCCGAGAGUCGUAUAGCCUUGAUGUCUCGGUGGGCUGGUUAGCAUUCUAAGUGUCCUGGCUGCCUCAGAACGAGUUGCUCGCUCGGUGGGCGAAGCUCAUUCUCCAAGCAACGCAUGUUCCCAGUGAUCGAUUCCCUUAAGAGAGUUGGUGACAGUGUUUCAGGCCACAGCAAUAUUGGCGAAUUUGCAUUUUAUGGCGUGGCGAGAUUGUGGCUUUUCAUACGAUUUUCAACUUCAUGAGGAGCAAAAGUGGUAAUCUCAAUUGACUCGCAGGAAUGGAUUUAAAGUACAUUACCGGCUCGAUUAUUUAAAAGUUAUCAAGAUGAAUUCCGAUAUCCAGUGAGUAGUGCUCUAAUAUCUAAGCCUUUUUAAAAAUAUGUUAUGCGCUUAAAAGAUUCGUGAAUCCAGUGUCAGAUGCUAAAAUAGACAUCCCUACAAGACAAUAGUAAACCAUAGGUAAACAUGGGAUGAAGAUAAAAAAAGAUAACGAUAUACUACGAUAUGUGUGAAUAUGCGCACUAAAUCAUUCCAAGUGAUACAUUUUUCCCCGUAAUACAUCAUAAGUGAUGAUUUUUCAAGAUCCACUGGCAGUCGAGGAAGGGGACAGGUAAACCGAACCAGCCAUGGCCCUGGAGUCAGUCACCGCAAUCGACGUCACAGAGGAUUUCGACGUCAACUCCUCCUCCUUCAUCAUCUCGGAAGAUUACGAUCCCAACGGAACCUUCAUCUAUGAUUAUGACGAGUACGAUGCACUCACCCACCUCGCAGCUUCCUCGCCGUUGCUCAGGUUCAUCGUUCACGGAUUACUUCUGACGAUUAUCGGACUCUUCGGAUUAGCCGGAAAUAUUAUCUCUAUCGUCAUUCUCUGCAGGCUCAACGUUCGUUCUUCAAUCAACUGUUGCUUGCUCGGGCUUACUACGUUCGACUUGUUAGUGAUCAUAACUUCAGUCCUAGCGUUCGGUCUGAUUGAAAUAGGCCAAUACACGAACAGUAUAUCAUGGUAUGUCAAUGGAUUGUUAGAAGUGUUCCCGAUCUUUUUCCCUUUAGGCAUCAUAGCUCGCACAGGAUCCAUUUACUUGACAGUGAUUCUGACGGUCGAAAGGUACGUGGCCGUCUGCUUGCCCUUUCGAUUCAGGUCCUUGGUGACAUACGGCCGCGCCAGGAUUCUGGUGAUUGCCGCCUCCCUCUUCUCGGUUCUCUACAAUCUUCCCAGGUUCUGGGAACACUACUACGAGGAGCAUCAGAAGGACGGGAAGACUUACUUCGUCAUUAAACCAACGACUCUAAGACAAAACCCUCUCUAUCAGCAAGUGUACGUCACCUGGAUGUAUUUGGUUGUCCAGUAUUUGGUACCAUUCCUUAGUCUCUUGAUCUUAAAUUGUCAAAUCUACCUAGAGGUACGAACCGCCAACCAAGGGCUGAGGGUUCUCAGCAGACGACAGAGAAAAGAACUUAAACUGGCCCUCAUGCUAUUGACCGUCGUCAUAGUGUUCUUCCUGUGCAAUAUCUUGGCCUGCGUCUUGAACAUUCUUGAAAUAGCCAACGUCGCUAUUCACAAGCUGAAGGAAUUCAGCAAUCUCCUCGUCACUAUAAACUCUUCUGUGAACUUUAUUAUCUACUGCACGUUUAGUCAGAGGUUCCGAAAGGACUUACUGAAACUGUUCCAUUACUGCUGUGUGCGCCAAGGGCUGGAGUUGGUGAGCGCGUCCAGCACAGGAGGCUACGAAGCAGCGCGUAACGCAAGACCCACAGAGAUCGUCAUGGUUUCCAUCAGAGGUGAUCCACGCAAAGGCCAGCUGUUGAACACAGACGACGCAGAAGACAACAAUACACUCUGAACACCCUUUUCGUUUUGUUGCCAAAAUCGGGACCUCCAGUGGAUGCGCUUCUUGAGCGAGAGCAAAAUCAAAGACCAUUUUCUUUCCGCGCUGGAUGGUUAUCGUGAACCAUGAACUCUCUGUGAAUCUGGUUUGUCCAUAAUGUGAUAAGUAUCUGACCCCUUUGAUAUAAAUCACUUUUGAGUCUUUAUCUUUUCUUCAAGAACAAAUGUCCUGCCCAUAUUUCGUAAAGAUUAAGUUAUAUUGGCAAAAGAGCUAUUCCCUCUCCUCCCAGUAACAGUGAACAUUAUGCUAAAAAUAAAAUAACGAUUAUAUACUAUAAUUUUAUGAAUUACAUUAAAUCGCAAUAUCAGUACUAUUCACGGAAGAGCACAGAUAACAUUUGAUCUUGUAAACAUUCUGGCUACGUAUUCCUCUUCCUACACAUCCAGUACUUUUACAGAAGGCCGUUUUAGAUCUCUGUCGUCCGCAUAUUCCCCGAAUGAGGUUCAACUUAUUGUUGAGGACGAAUGAGGCACAUGUCCUCCCCUUCUAUGAACUCUGGUAUUUUGAUAACUUUUUGUCUCGCUUUCCAUUGAUUCGGGAGGAUUGUAGUGUACCGAAGAUGACCCCUGUUAGGUAAGGAUUAUCACAAUUGAAAAGCGAUUUGAGGCGCCAGAUACUGUAAGUAAACUGUUUUUUUCCAUCUGUCCACCCGCCCGUGGUGUUUGCGUAUGGUAACACUGCGUCCCGGGCUUUAAAUAGUUACAGUAUGUGUAAGUUUUAGGUAAAUAAAAGGAUAUCUGGGUGUACAUUUGCAACUGAAAAGUGUUUUAAUAAUGUACUGUAUGCGAAUUACACCGUUAAUAUUCGAAAUAGGAUAUUGUUAUUAUUGUUGAAUGUACGCUGCAUGUAACCACAUGUAAAGCCCGAGACGCAGUGUUACCAUACGCAAACACCACAGGUGGAUGGACAGAUGAAAAAAAAAAAAAAAAAAAAAAAAAAAAAAAAAAAAAAAAAAAACAGUUACUAGUCCCUCAUCCUUCCUUAGCUGCGCCCAGAUUACUAAGCGUCAAAUAAGUGUAGGAAAUGAUCUAUUUCUAUGGCGCGGCACAACAGGUUUCAGAAGUGUCUAAGUGCGAACUGUAGUGUAGCGUGGAGGCAGGACCCACUAAGAUAGUUCGUAGUGAUACUUUCUAAUACAUUAGGUUUAUUUGUCCUUAAAACAGCGGCAUUUAAUCAUUAUAUACCCACAGAAGAAUCUAAAGAAUUAAGCCCGGAAGAGACAUACGGUAUCAUGGUUGCAGUUUGUCAUUAGCGUCAUAAUAUUGCCAUUCCUAUAAUUAAGAAUCCGUUCAUGUCUCUUUGCAUCAUUGAUAUUGUUGGUAAUUUUUCUUCCUUAUUCUUUUAUUUUAUUUUUUUGUCUUGACGAUAUUUUCUAUUUUCAUACAAAUGCAUGAAAUUUCAGUCGCUCUUCUUUUAUUUCCAACGUUAUGAAUACUUAAUGUACAGUAUAUUCGCCCGUGUUUCCUCAAAAUUGUUUUAUAUAUUUACUACCAAAAGAAAUAUUUCCUUUAA
Messenger RNA from Macrobrachium nipponense, 3427 nucleotides. RefSeq names its product FMRFamide receptor-like. Gene Ontology annotation, cellular component: membrane. The record is from RefSeq and is a predicted model, not a curated record. Gene Ontology annotation, molecular function: G protein-coupled receptor activity. The transcript is spliced from 5 exons. NCBI's taxonomy places the organism in Eukaryota, Metazoa, Arthropoda, Malacostraca, Decapoda, Palaemonidae. The coding region runs from base 656 to 1870 and encodes 404 amino acids. Gene Ontology annotation, biological process: G protein-coupled receptor signaling pathway.